AUGUCCGAAUCGGAAUCCAUAGGCUCCACCAGCUACGCCUCCUCCUACGCCUCUGCAUCCGGCAUGGAGUCGGAUUCCAACUAUAGCACUAGCAGUGUAGAUCCCCAUUCUGCAAGCGGCAGCAGCAAAGGCAAGGCGAAGCAGGACAAGGAAGAUAGAAGGCGUCGUAAAUUGGAAAAGAGGCAGAGGGAAAGGGAAAGGGGAUCGAAUGGUGUUGCAGGCGCUCAUCUGAGAGGAUUGACGGUGGAUCAUGAGAGGAGUGGGGGUGGAAGUGGGAGUGGGAGAGGAGGUGGAGGAGGAGGAGGAGAAGAAGGAGAAGAGUUGGAUGUGCACGUGCACACGGACAUGUCGAAAGAGGAAGCGACUUCGGCUUUUAGAGUCGUCUAUGCCAGUUUCAAUCUGGCCAUUCCUCCUUCUCUGCUGCACGAUCCCAUGACGGCCCUGUUGGAAAUCUGGGAUUCCCUACUCAUCCGGUGAGUGUGCUGUGCUCCUGCCCCUCAUGGCAUUGUUCGGCUGCUCCUUCUCCCCUCACUUGCUCUCGCAAGCACAUGCUGAACGCAUACACCCAACGCGCGCGCGAGCAGAUACAUUCCCCAAUUGUCUGGAGUCCUCAUUGCGCAUGAUGAGCACAUGUUUCUUAGAAGCAGCGCUGCCAUCGAUGGCGAUGGCGCUUUCGCCACCAUACCCGCAGCCAUCAAGGCAUUGGUCUGGGCUCCUCAAGUAGGUCAGAGGCUAGGUGAGUAUUUGUAUCCUUGCCCUCAUCCCUCCCUCUUCUCCUUCCUACCAAGGUACGCGUUCCCCGAACCGCAAUCUCAUCUCGCUCACACGCCUCUCUCUCUCUCUCUCUCUAUCCUCUUCUUUCUCUUCGUCUACCCCUUGGGCAAAUAAUCUCGAAUCGCGCGCGAACAAUACAAAGAGGGCAAAUUGACUCUGUCCACCUCUUCGCACGUCUCGCUACUGGUACACGGAACAUUCAACGCAUCCAUCUCCUCCAUGCACCUGCCCACUUCCGAAUCGCUAGCCCUUGCAGAAUCCAACAGCACCUCUUUCGAACGACCCAAUCGGGGGGCGCAAGUGUGGAGUUUCGUCGAAGGCUAUGAUUUGGAUGGCGUGGGUGAGCAUGCGCGGGCGGGUGCAGAGUCAGAGCAUCAUCAACAGCAGCAGCAGCAGGAGGAAGAAGAAGAAGAAGGGGAUGGGAGGAAAAGUACGGGGUGUUGGGCCAAGGAAGAUGGAGGUAGAUUGGGAGGGGAAAAUGGUAGGAUAGUAUUUACCGUCAUCGGGUGAGUCGAGCGUGGGAGAGAGGAGCGCACGCUUGUGGUAGGAAUAUCGAUGACGAAGCGCAAAAGGGGGAGGGGAAUGUGUGUAUUUGGGGAUUCGAUGAGUUGUUCUUCCUCUUGCGCUCAUCGUCGCUCGUGCCCCCGCUUUUUCUCCUUUUUUUUUCGGUUCCCCAACACGCAUUGGCGCAUUGCCGUUGCAGUCUCACGAUCACAUCCCACACAUUAUCUCUACACGGCUCUCUGCUUCCCUCUCCCUUUUCCCUCCCUCUUCCUCACCAUUCCCUUCCGACGCACAAAUCUUUUCUUCCUUUCGCCUCGCGGUACGGAGCAGCGUCGGGACGAUCGGGCAGAAGGGGGAAAAGGAGCACGAAUGGUGGGCAUGGGAUGGAGGAGGAGGAGGAGAAGGAAUUUCAAGGAGCUGCAGCUGGAGCUGGAGCUAGAAGGGUCAGAUGGACGGGAGUGGACUUUGAUGAGAUUGCCAAUGCUGAUGUGGGAAGAGGAAAGGAGGAGGGAGAGGGGAGCGAGAAGGAAGGGUCUGCUUUGGCUUAUGAAUCAGGAGAGGAGGAUGAGAAGAGGAGCAGCGCAACGAGGGGAGAGACGAAGGAGGAGAGAAGGGCUAGAAGAGAAGAGAGAAAGAGGAAAAAGCAACGUCUUUUGGAUGAGAGCAGAAGGAAAAAAGAAGCGAAAAGAGCAGCUUCUUCUUCUUCUUCUUCUGAGAAACGAAAAUUGAAGGAGAAGGAGGAGGAGGAGGGAGAGUCGGUUAGAGGAAGCGGUAAGGAGAAGAGGAGAAAGGUGGAUGGGUGA
This is a messenger RNA of Ceraceosorus bombacis, 2081 nucleotides long. The record is from the annotation of a GenBank genome assembly. NCBI's taxonomy places the organism in Eukaryota, Fungi, Basidiomycota, Exobasidiomycetes, Ceraceosorales, Ceraceosoraceae.